Molecule: messenger RNA, 3502 nt
Organism: Esox lucius (northern pike)
Lineage: Eukaryota; Metazoa; Chordata; Actinopteri; Esociformes; Esocidae
Gene: hcfc2
Product: host cell factor C2
Exons: 16
Coding region: 76-2376 (766 amino acids)
Biological process (GO): chromatin remodeling; regulation of DNA-templated transcription
Cellular component (GO): histone methyltransferase complex
Molecular function (GO): protein binding; transcription coactivator activity
Source: RefSeq, a predicted model, not a curated record
ACGUGACUUAAUGCCGCUAGCCCCUUUUCUCUCUGGUAACAACAAACAGCGCCAAACUACUGUCACCGAGCGUUCAUGGAGGAUAACACAGUUAGUAACGUUACAGUUCCUAACGGGACAAUGGACCCGUUAUGGAAAAAAGUCCACACAUUCACUGGACCUAUUCCUCGAUCAAGACAUGGACACCGAGCAGCAGCUAUUAGGGAGCUAAUUAUCGUAUUUGGAGGUGGAAACGAGGGAAUAGCGGAGGAGCUCCAUGUAUACAACACCGUUUCUAAGCAGUGGUUUCUUCCAGCGGUGAGAGGGGACAUCCCUCCAGGCUGCGCUGCCCAUGGCUUUGCCUGUGAGGGGACCCGAAUUCUGGUAUUUGGAGGAAUGGUUGAAUUUGGCAAAUACAGCAACAGCCUGUAUGAGUUACAGGCAAGCCGCUGGCUGUGGAAGAAACUGAAACCCAGGCCUCCCAAGAAUGGCAUGCCACCCCCCUGUCCUCGCCUUGGACACAGCUUCACCCUAAUUGGGAACAAGUGCUACCUGUUUGGGGGUUUGGCAAAUGACAGUGAAGACCCAAAUGGCAAUGUCCCAAGGUAUCUGGAUGACUUUUAUGAACUGGAGCUGCAGUCAGUGUCAGGGGUAAAAGGUUGGAACAUUCCAGAUACCAAAGGCGUGGGUCCAUGGGCUCGGGAGUCCCACACCGCUGUGACUUAUACUGGAAAAGGCUCCCCCAAACUCUACAUCUUUGGAGGGAUGAGAGGCAGUCGCCUUGAUGACCUCUGGCAGCUUGAUCUUGAAUCUAUGACAUGGUCGAUACCUGAAACAAAAGGACCACCUCCUUUACCGAGAAGUCUUCACUCUGCCAGCGUGAUCGGAAACAAGAUGUAUGUUUUUGGGGGCUGGGUCCCUGUUGCAGAAAAAGACAAACCUAACACCUUGGGAGCUGAAUGGAUCUGUACGAACUCCUUAUCUGUUCUCCACUUAGACACUUUGACGUGGCAGUGCUUAGGCCCAGAUCAGCAGCAAGGCCAUGUGAUGGGCCAAGAGGACCAGGUAGAGCCCCAGCCCUGCAGCGGAGUCCCCAGAGCUAGGGCAGGCCACUGUGCCGCCUCCAUCGGCUCCCGCCUCUACAUCUGGAGUGGCCGUGACGGCUACAGGAGGAGCUGGAACUACCAGGUGUGCUGUAAGGACUUGUGGUACCUUGAGACGGAGCGGCCCUCCACCCCAGCCGCGGUACUGCUGGUCAAGUCCACCAUCAACAUGCUCCACGUGGCCUGGCGCCCCCUACCUGCCGCGGAGUGCUACCUUCUCCAGCUGCAGCCUGUCGCUUCCUCCACCAGCCCUGACAACCUGGCCGCUCCGCCCAGCACAGGGGAGCAAGAGGGUAACGGCCACGGCCGAUCGGACGUCCAGCCUGCUCAGGUCCCAGAUGACCCAACCUCACUUAAAGCCCAGGAGGCACUACAACAGGUGGUGUCUGCGGAGCGACAAGGGACCCCCGGGGUCGUUUCAGGGGGCGCUGCGGAUCCCCAUCCGCAGGGUGAGACUGAUGCUAGUGGGGAAACACAGAAGGGCGACCCCACAAAAAAAAAACAGCCGGCGGGAAAUGAAGGUCAACACCAGCAAGGGCAUGAAUCGGACAACGCCUCAUCAGAUCCCAGCACUGUCACCGGCAAGGUUUCUGCUGAGGAAGCAGAAGAGUCUGAGUGGUUUGAUGUUGGCCUGUUUAAAACCCUGUUCUCUGAGGUCACUUGCUACUACUUGCCGCCUGAUAAGGACAACAACCCUGGCAUCUACGCCAAACCGUCUAACACUAAUGAGAUGAAGUUGCUGGGACCUCAGGACUUUGAGGGGCGUGAGAAGCAGGUGUUGUCUCCAGGUGCGACUUACAAGUUCAGAGUGGCAGGUAUCAACAGCUGUGGUCAGGGGGACUUCAGCCCUCCCAGUGAGUUCAAGACCUGUCAGCCUGGGUUCCCCGGGGCGCCCUCUGCUGUCAAGAUCACCAAGGCUAAUGACUCUGUCCACAUCACUUGGGAGUCCCCCACGUCUCCGUCCGGUAAGAUCCUGGAGUACUCCAUGUACCUGGCAGUGAGAAAGAGCCGAUCCAGCAGCAGUACCUCUGAGCGUCCCGGACAGCUGGCCUUCAUUAGGAUCUACCGAGGCACCAAGACGUCCUGCACAGUUAGCCCAGCCCACCUGGCCAAUGCCCACAUCGACAGCUCCGCCCCGAACCGACCCGCCGUUGUCUUCCGCAUCGCUGCCAAGAAUGAGCAGGGAUACGGGCCGGCCACACAGAUCCGCUGGCUACAAGAUGCCAGUAAACUCAAAGCCUCGUCAUCACAACCAGAUGGCAGCCCCACAGAUGGUGGAGACAGUUCAAGUUGAAGUCCUUCUGCCAGGCUGAUUUCCAGGAGGAUGACCAUGUCGAAGGUCAUGACUGCUUAUCGACCCAGCAAUGUCCCUCACACAUUCUGUACAGAGUUUACAUAGAUUUGUAACUUAUUUUUUUUAUAAAUGUUUUGUUGAUGUACAUAAACUGAUGUUUUACAUUUCCUCCCUCUUGAUCAUAUUGUAGUGUUAAGGAGAAGUUCUGUUUUUCAUUUUGUUAUGUCCUUCCAUGGGUGUUUUUAAUUUAUUAAAUAGGUAUGACCCAUGUUAUGACCAAGCUUUUCCCACUUGCCAAACAGAACUGUUAAAUGUGCCUUAAUUCAUGAAGGGGUUUUGAAUGGAAAUGAUGACCAAUGAGUAGUGACUGCUUUAUAAUAGUUAACAUGUAGCAAAAUGUGAGAUAUUUUUUGCAAUUGCAUUUUUAAUUUGGGCCAACUCAGUGGUUGUAUUUCAGCUUGAACAUUCAGAUUUAUAUCUGAUUACAAACAGGUAUUUACAUAAGACAUGAUUCCAACACAGCAUUUAUAUUGUCUUGUACUGUAAGUAUGAACAGUUUUACUUUUGGUUUAGUGGUCUUUAUUUAUUUGUAAACUCACUAUAGGGAGUAAGCCAUAUAUUUGUGAAUCUUAGGCAAUCCAUGCAUCCGUUACUACACACAGAUUCACAGUGGUUUUACACACUACCUUUCCUCUUAUACUGCAGCACUGUAGCUCACUAUGCAAUGUGGAAAUGACGUCAUAUCUUCAGGCUGGUUGUGUUUACGAGUUAAUGUUUGUUGAAGACAUUCCCUACAUUUGGUUCCAAAAGAGCUUAGUAUGACAGUGACAUGUAUAUGAAAUGAAACAAUGAACCAUAUAUUACUCAGUGAGUAUGUAGCCAACUAGAUACCAUGUUUAUACCCUUUGAAUAUAACUUUGUGCAGUUAAGGAGAGGAUUGUAUUUUCUGUUGUUAUUCUGUUUGGUUUUAGGGAUGUGUUGCAGAAUUAUCCAGGUAACCUAAUGUUACCUAAUGUUCUGUGUUAUCACUAUACUUUAGAAACGUGUGUUUUGCAUUGGGUGAAUGGAGAACAUAAUAGAGACCUUGUAGAAACGUUUAUUUAAAAAAAGAAUAAAACUUGACAUG